Messenger RNA from Onthophagus taurus, 3057 nucleotides. It is a transcript of the gene KrT95D, whose product is annotated as phosphofurin acidic cluster sorting protein KrT95D. The record is from RefSeq and is a predicted model, not a curated record. Gene Ontology annotation, biological process: protein localization to plasma membrane. NCBI's taxonomy places the organism in Eukaryota, Metazoa, Arthropoda, Insecta, Coleoptera, Scarabaeidae.
UUAAACAACAAUAAAGCGGGACACAAAACCGUAUCUUUGUAAAAGAAAAAUCGCGGGAUGUUCGGGAUUUGUUUUUAUUAUUCAUUGUGAUUUGAGAAUAGCCGGUAUUUUGGUCUUCUACUUCAAACAAUGAGCGAAAGGAUGAAUAAGACGAUUUUAGGGGCGGCGGCCGUAGCCCCACCGAAGCCGGUACCCAUGAAGUUAUUUGCUACAUGGGAAGUUGAUAGGACACCCAGUAACUGUAUCCCUAGAUUAUGUUCUUUAACGUUAACUCGUUUGGAAGUACUUCGUCCGUUGGGUAACGACCUCUCCUCGAUAUCGAUAGCCGUGAAAAUGCAAUCGAAUAAACGAAUCUUACGUUCGAACGAGUUCACUUUGCCUUCGAACGGACUGUUAGAUACCGGCCUCGAAUUGGCCUUCAGUCUUCAGUAUCCGCACUUCCUGAAACGUGACGGCAAUCAUCUCCACAUUUUAUUGCAACGUCGCAAACGUUACAAAAAUCGCACGAUGCUCGGUUUUAAAACGUUAGCGGAGGGCGUGAUUCGAAUGGAUCAAGUAUUACAAAAACAAAUGGAUAUUGAUUUGGACUUGAUGGCUGAGGGUGGUGGUAAAGAAAAAGCGUCAUUUCCGGCCGCGCGGAUUACGAUUAGCCAGUUGAAUUCGACGCCGGUUGAUCAGGAACACAAAACGGAGAGGGAUCGGGAUUUCAGUGAUGAGGAGGAUGAGUUUAGUUCCGGUGAAGAAGAACCGGUUGAUUUAUCGGAUUCGGAACCGUUGAGAAAAUUACCACAUACCAGGCAUAAUUUUAAGCAACGGUUUGUGUCGUUAUUGAAGAAAUUCCGAAUGGCUGAUACAGAAGAAGGUAGAACAGCUGCUUUACCAAAUCCAAGCGAUAUCCAAGCACUUUUCCAAGAAUUAGAAUCGUUAAGUUGCGAUGAUGAUUCUCCUGGUGAACAGGAUACGAUGUCUAUAUCGAGUACUCCAAAGCCAAGUUUGAGACCGUUUUUCAGUAGUAGUCGAAGUUUAUUGGAUACCCCGGGUGGUACACAUCAAGAAUUGGAGCAACGUUCCGGUGACGAUAAGAAUUGUUCUGGAAGCGAUGGAAAUGCGGAUCUUUGCGGUACCGAUUACGAGGCUCAAAGUGAUCCUCAAACAGGAUCUCCGCCCAGGGAUAGAAAUAUUCUUAAAUUUCGUGGCGCAACCGAUAUCGAUAAUUUAACGGAAAUCAUGGAGAGGAAGACUAAAUUGUUUAGGACAAGCGCUUCCGUUACGAAAAAGAAACAUUCUCUUAGUGCUUCUAGUAGUGAUCAACAAGGGCCUGGAAGUACUAGUCCAGAAACUAUUACGGCCAGAAAAGUUUUUUUGGAGCAAGUAUCCCGUAUACUUCCAAUAGAAGAAGCGAUUCUCCCAGACUGUGUAGUAUUAAUAUCCGGUCCAGAGCCACAAGCAACGUCUUUAGUACCACGUUUAGCGCCGCUUCACCGGAUCUUCCAACCGACAUCCGCUCCGGAAGGUCGUGCCGUAAUUACUACGCUUUUCAGCAAGAUCCAAAAGUAUUGUAAUACCUGUGCCAAGCUCUCGAACCCCGUAAAACUCCUUUUAAUCGGCGGCGAUCAUCUCGUCGGUUGGGCUUUACGUCCGUAUGUUGAUUUAAUGUCAACAAAACCUCCAGAUUGGCUCAAUUACAUCAAAUUUUAUAUAGUUCCUUUUCCAAGUAGUAGCGUGGCGAGACAUUUAGCUACUUUAGAUUCUGGAUACGGCGCUUUAUUUCCUCCAGAUCAAGAUUUAAAAUUGGACGAAUUAUCGAAUCGUAUCCAAAGAUACUUGGCAACUCCAACAACGAACGCACCAACGGCUCAGCUUCCUUUAGCCGAGGCAAUGUUGAACUGUCAAGACGAUUCGAUGCAACAAUUCGUGCCAUUCGUAAAUGAAGUUAGAGUUGGACCAUCGGAUUCCGCUUUAUCCAUAUCCGUUGAUUUGGAGGAUCUCAUGUGUUCUAGUCCGCCGGCUCCGCCCCCGGCACUUACGCCCCCAUCUUCGCCAAAUGUACAAACGCGCGAGUCACCGUGGGAGCCAUUAGAACUUCAAGUUGAUUAUUGGCAAUUACCAAGAUCGAGCGAGAAGACUGAUAAAAAUAAACAGGACGGGAAGACAUCACUUAAAGCUUUAUUCCGGGGAUUACAAGCUACCCCUGGAUUGAGUUUGACGAUGCAUUUGGCUAGUAAAGAAAAGAAACAGAAAAUUAUGCGGUUAGGUAAAAAGAAGGAGAGAGAAUUGGAAGCUAAGAGUCAGUGUGUUGAUGGUAUAUCACGAUUAAUUUGUUCUGCAAGGGCUUCGCAUACAUCACCAAUGAGAGUAUUAAUUGAUGGAGCAGAAUGGACAGGAGUAAAGUUCUUCCAAUUGAGUUCAACGUGGCAGACGCAUGUUAAACAGUUAUCGGUAGCCCUUGUAGGUGUACCAUUAGCAUGUGCUGACUAGUAAUUAUAUAAAAUAAAGGAGAAAACCCUCGACAAUACUCGCUCAACUUUCUCGUGUGUAUUUAGACUGCGCUACGCACUGUGUGUUAUUAAACGUUAUAAUAAUAAAUGUGAUAAUAAUAAAUUUAGCUGUUUGCUGAGCACUUUUUGUAUCUUGCGAUGAGAAGGAAAAAAAAAAACAUUUUGAAUUGAAAGUCGGAUUACAAAUAAAAUUAAAAUACAAAUGCCAUCGAUAAGACUGAGGAACUUCCUGAACGAAUACAAAAAUAAACUAAUACUUAUGUAUUGAAACAAUUACUCACCAAAUUACAAAAAUAAUAAACUGGAAAAGAUUUUGAAACGUUGGAAGUGAAGUCGUCCUGUAUUUGCACUGUAGAAGGACAUAAUAUAUUGCGAUGUUCUGUGAUUGUAGCAGCUCAUUCCAGGUUUGGAGCGCGGUUUUAUAAGGGAUGCUUUUAGAUGGAGAAACUCGCGCCCCAAAAACCAAAGACGUAUUUAUGAGUAGCUUAUAGAUGCAAUAUUUGACAUGUUAGUACUGUUUUAUUAUUAAGAAACGUAUAUAUACAUUACAUAAAAAGUG